AUGCAAGUGGGCCCAGCCCAUGAUUGGUACAUCAUACCGACAUCUCCAGCGACAUCACUCUCACCGCCAAUUCUCAUGCCGUGGGACUCGACUUCACUCCCAAACACCAACGUCCCGUAUUCUCCAUCGACCUCAUCUUCACGUUCACGGCUCACCACGACUCCACCAAACCUUCCCCCUUCACCAUCAAUAACAUCAACAACCUCCGACCUCUACGCAUCCUCGGCGCGCCCGGAACUCCAAUCAGACCCUUCGGCCGAAUCAGGCCGCAAGAUCGCCAGUCCCGUCAUUGGGGGCGCUUUGGGGGUCGCACUCGUAGGUCUCGCGAUUUGGUUUGUCAUUUGGUGGAAGCAGGGGCCGAGAAGGACGCAGAUGCAUGGCUCGGGCCAGAAUAGCCACAACUUAGCUCGGGUUGCAAGUGCGCGGGGAGAGGAAGCUAGAAAGGGGAAAGAGUGA
Lindgomyces ingoldianus is the source of this 456-nucleotide messenger RNA. RefSeq lists its product as uncharacterized. The transcript has a single exon. The record is from RefSeq and is a predicted model, not a curated record. NCBI's taxonomy places the organism in Eukaryota, Fungi, Ascomycota, Dothideomycetes, Pleosporales, Lindgomycetaceae. The coding region runs from base 1 to 456 and encodes 151 amino acids.